AUUUUGUUGUAGAAUUGUUUAGAAUCAUAGGUUUCAAUGGUUCCUGUAAUUUUGAAGAUAAUGGUGAUGAAGGUGUUGACGAGAAGAAUAAAUCAAUUUCAUCAAAUCCUUCAACAUUGAAAACUUCUAAUUCUAAUUUAUGA
This is a messenger RNA of Entrophospora candida, 143 nucleotides long. The record is from the annotation of a GenBank genome assembly. NCBI's taxonomy places the organism in Eukaryota, Fungi, Glomeromycota, Glomeromycetes, Entrophosporales, Entrophosporaceae.